AUGUCCUGCCAGCAAAGCCAGCAACAGUGCCCACCUCCUCCUCCCAAGUGCAAAGCCCCUAAGUGUCCCCCUGUUUCUUCCUGUUGUGGCUCCAGUUCUGGGGGCUGCUGCAGCUCUGGGGGUGGCAGCUGCUGCCUGAGUCACCACAAGCCCCGAUUCUCUCUCCGUCGCCGACGUCACAGCUCUGGAUGCUGCAGCAGUGGUGGCGGCGGCGGCAGCAGCUGCUGUGGUAGUAGCUGUGGCAGCAGCUGCUGUGGAAGCAGCGGCGGCGGCGGCAGCAGUUGCUGUGGAAGCAGCAGCAGCAGCGGCGGCGGCAGCAGUUGCUGUGGAAGCAGCAGCUGCUGUGGAAGCAGCAGCUGCUGUGGAAGCAGCAGCGGCGGCGGCGGCGGCAGCAGUUGCUGUGGAAGCAGCAGCUGCUGUGGAAGCAGCAGCGGCGGCGGCGGCGGCAGCAAUUGCUGUGGAAGCAGCAGCUGCUGUGGAAGCAGCAGCGGCGGCGGCGGCGGCAGCAGUUGCUGUGGAAGCAGCAGCAGCAGCAGCGGCGGCGGCGGCGGCAGCAGUUGCUGUGGAAGCAGCGGCGGCGGCGGUGGCAGCAGCAGCAGUAGCAGCAGCCAGCAGUCUAGGGGCUCUAGCUGUUGCCCUGGAGGUUGCUGCUGACCUGGAAAAGAGGAUCGCAAAGAGCAGCGCUGAUGGAAGACCUGCCAGCCAGAGUGUCUCCUCUUCUCUGGCUAUUUUGCAGACACACUUCUGCAACUCUCUCUGUGCCCUUUUUUUCAUCCCCCACAAAGCUCGUCUACUGUGAGGUCUUAUGGUCUCACCUCUGAGAUUCAUUGGCUUUGCUUUUUUUCCUCUCAGACACAACAGUCUGGGAAUGAGAUGUUGAAAAUCAGCUCUGCAGCGCUUU
Messenger RNA from Onychomys torridus (southern grasshopper mouse), 901 nucleotides. Its product is annotated as loricrin-like. The record is from RefSeq and is a predicted model, not a curated record. Bases 1 to 654 code for a protein of 217 amino acids. Gene Ontology annotation, biological process: epidermis development. The transcript has a single exon. Lineage: Eukaryota; Metazoa; Chordata; Mammalia; Rodentia; Cricetidae.